Penicillium macrosclerotiorum is the source of this 3276-nucleotide messenger RNA. Its product is annotated as putative nicotinamide nucleotide transhydrogenase. The transcript is spliced from 5 exons. Gene Ontology annotation, biological process: NADPH regeneration; proton transmembrane transport. Bases 1 to 3276 code for a protein of 1091 amino acids. Gene Ontology annotation, molecular function: NADP binding; NAD binding. The record is from RefSeq and is a predicted model, not a curated record. Lineage: Eukaryota; Fungi; Ascomycota; Eurotiomycetes; Eurotiales; Aspergillaceae. Gene Ontology annotation, cellular component: mitochondrial inner membrane.
AUGAGUGUUCCGCUACCCUUGCGGUCGGCUCUGGCGCCGUGUCUUGCGGCGCCCAGUGUUCGCGCGGGGAAACCGUUCCUGAUGACGCACUCCGUUUCACACGUUCGUCGACUAGCAUUUAUCACUCCUUCUCAGCGAAAACUGCCUCUCGCUCGCCCACAAUGGCCUCUCGUCUGCAAGCGAAGUGCGACAACCUCCCCAGCUCCGGCUUCGGAGCCCGUCCCGGUAACACCCUACUCGGCAUUGACAGUGGGUGUGCCUCGCGAAACACACCCCAGUGAGCGCCGGGUCGCAAUCACGCCGCAAAAUGUGACCAUGCUCUUGAAGAAGGGCUUUUCGCAGGUCCUGGUCGAACGCGGCGCCGGAGAAGGCGCCCAACUGCUCGACCAUGUCUACGAAAAGGCCGGGGCCAAGAUAGUCGACCGGGACGCGGUCUAUUCCGAGAGCGAUAUCGUCCUCAAAGUCCGUGGUCCUCAGAUCGACGGGCCCUUCAAUGAGGUCCAGGCGCUCCGCAAAGGCUCCACUGUAAUUUCGUUUUUGUAUCCGGCUCAGAACAAGCAGAUUGUAGAUGCCCUUGCAGCGCGCGGUGUGACCUCGUUCGCGAUGGAUCGCAUUCCACGGAUUUCUCGGGCCCAGGUGUUUGACGCUCUGAGCUCCAUGGCCAACAUUGCUGGUUAUAAAGCGGUUCUAGAAGCAUCGAACCAUUUCGGUCGCUUCUUAACCGGUCAGGUUACUGCUGCAGGAAAGAUUCCCCCAAGUAAGGUGCUCGUGAUCGGAGCCGGUGUAGCUGGUUUGAGUGCAAUCGCCUCGGCCCGGCGUAUGGGCGCGAUCGUCCGUGGCUUCGACACUCGUCCGGCUGUCCGCGAACAGGUUCAAUCGUUAGGUGCAGAAUUCAUUGAGGUCGACUUCCAGGAAGAUGGCGCUGGCCAGGGCGGAUACGCCAAGGAAAUGUCCAAGGAAUUCAUCGAGGCUGAGAUGAAACUGUUUAUGGAGCAAGCUCGCGAGGUCGACAUCAUCAUCACGACAGCAUUGAUUCCCGGACGACCUGCGCCAAAAUUGAUCACAAAGGAGAUGGUGGCUGCAAUGAAACCAGGCUCCGUCAUUGUAGAUCUUGCCGCAGAAGCUGGUGGUAAUUGCGAAGCAACUGUUCCUGGGGAGCUUGCCAGCUACAAGGACGUUACGAUCAUCGGUUACACGGACCUGCCUUCUCGUCUGCCUACUCAAUCCUCGACUUUAUACUCCAACAAUAUCAUCAAGCUGCUAUUGUCCAUGACUCCCCAAGAAAAGUCCUUCGGCAUUGAUUUCAAUGAUGAGGUUGUGCGUGGUUCUAUUGUUACUCAGGAUGGCGAAGUUAUUCCACCUGCUGCUCCUCCCGCUCCUCCGCCCACUCCCAAGCCUGAAGCCCAGACAGCGGCAGCAAAGGAAGAGGUUGUUGCACUCACACCCUGGCAAAAGGCAACUCGGGAUGUUGCUACAGUCACUGGAGCCAUGGGCACCACACUCGCUCUUGGCAAGUUAACUGGCCCUAUCUUCAUGAGUAACAUGAUGACCUUCGGUCUUGCUGGCUUGGUUGGUUAUCGCGCUGUGUGGGGUGUAGCCCCCGCUCUGCACUCGCCUUUGAUGAGUGUUACCAACGCUAUCUCUGGCAUGGUUGGUAUCGGUGGUAUGUUCGUCAUGGGCGGUGGCUAUACACCAACCACUUUGCCCGAAUACCUCGGCGCAGCCUCGGUCCUGCUGGCCUUCGUCAAUGUUUCCGGAGGAUUCGUGGUGACGAAGCGUAUGCUCGAUAUGUUCAAGCGGCCCACCGAUCCUCCGGAGUAUCCGUGGCUGUACGCCAUUCCCGGUGCUGUGUUCGGCGGCGGUUUCCUUUGGGCUGCAACUUCCGGAAUGGCUGGUCUAGUUCAGGCCGGUUACCUCGUCAGCACCAUCCUGUGUAUGAGCUCAAUCUCCGCACUCGCUUCACAACAGACCGCUCGUCGUGGAAAUAUCUUCGGUAUUCUAGGUGUGGUAUCUGGUAUUCUCGCCUCGCUGGCAGCAGUUGGCUUCGACCCUGAAACACUCACUCAAUUUGCUGCUGUUGCUGGUACUGGUGCUCUUGUUGGAGGCUUGAUCGGUCGUCGCAUCACCCCCACCGGCCUUCCCCAGACCGUCGCUGCUUUGCACUCAGUUGUUGGUCUCGCGGCUGUCUUGACCAGUAUCGGCAGCGUGAUGGUUGACGUGGCUGACAUUUCAACUCUGCACUUGGUGACCGCGUACAUGGGCGUUCUUAUUGGCGGUGUUACUUUCACUGGCUCAAUUGUGGCAUUCCUCAAGCUCGCCGGUCGUAUGUCUUCCAGACCAACAAUUCUUCCUGGUCGUCACGUUAUCAACUCAACGCUGCUGGGUAGCAACAUAGCGACUAUGGGCGCAUUUGUGACCAUGGCCCCCGCGAACCCAGGUAUUGCAGCGGCCUGUUUAGGUGCAAAUACGCUUCUGAGCUUCUUGAAGGGCUAUACCACGACUGCGGCCAUCGGUGGAGCUGACAUGCCCGUUGUCAUUACCGUGCUGAACGCGUACUCAGGUUUCGCUCUCGUGGCUGAAGGCCUGAUGCUCAAUAACCCUCUCCUCACCAGCGUUGGCUCCCUUAUCGGUGUCAGCGGUUCCAUUCUGUCGUACAUCAUGUGUGUUGCCAUGAACCGAUCUCUUACCAAUGUCCUUUUCGGUGGCAUCUCCGCGCCCGCACAGAGCCAGAAGAAGAUAGAGGGUGAAGUCACACAGACAAGCAUCGACGAUACAGUGGAGGCGCUGUCUGGUGCUGAGAAUGUCAUCAUCAUCGUAGGCUACGGCAUGGCUGUUGCCAAGGCGCAGUACGCACUCGCCGAGAUUGUUUCCAUGCUCCGCGCUCGCGGUGUAAAUGUCCGCUUUGCCAUCCACCCUGUUGCUGGCCGUAUGCCAGGACAAUGCAAUGUGCUCUUGGCUGAAGCGUCUGUGCCGUAUGACAUCGUCCUGGAAAUGGACGAGAUCAACGACGACUUCAACGACACGGACGUCACCCUUGUCAUUGGCGCCAACGAUACCGUCAACCCCAUCGCUCUAGAACCUGAUUCCCCCAUCUCCGGCAUGCCCGUCCUGCACGCGUGGAAGAGUAAGGAAGUGAUUGUCAUGAAGCGGGGCAUGGCAAGUGGAUAUGCGGAUGUUCCCAACCCCAUGUUUUUCAUGCCCGGCACUAGAAUGCUUUUCGGGGAUGCAAAGACUUCUUGCGAUGCCAUCAAAGCCGCCCUGGAGGCACGGAAAUAG